AUUUAAAAAUCGAUUUAUUAUUUCAUAAAUACCCUGGUCUAUACCCUUUGCCUGUAAGCUCUCAUACUAUUAUUUAGCCAUGCAUUUCCUAAUUUAUAUGUGAAGGUUAUUUAAGUAAAGGUUCUAGGUUUAUCUCUGUAAAUUCUUACUUACAUACAAUGCGAGAAACUCUGAUAAACAGUUUAACAAAAAUACCGAUAUCAAUAAAACCAGCAUUUAAGAAAGUUUCUAGUGAUAACUUCAUAAAAAACGUUUUAACAAGUGAUUUGCGAGUGUCCAUAGAAGUAUGUCCCAACAGAGCCCUAAACGAGGAUCUUUUGUCUUCGAUCCCCUUUAGUUUUUGUUCUGUGACAUGGCGGACACCGUCCAAUGAACAAUUGGAGCAUGUAGACCAGAUACCUGCUCUCAUAUUGGCCAAGCAGUUGAAUUCGAAUGGAUAUAACGUGUUGCUACAUUUGGCGGGAAGAUAUUUGAAACGUGAGCAAGUUGUUAGAAUUUUAGAGGAGGUGAAGAGUGCAGGAAUUAGGAAUUUAUUCGCGCUUCAAGGAGAUCCAUCUGAAAUUAAAGAAAAAGACGAUAAAAAAUGUGAUUUUCCAUAUGCGUCUGAUUUAGUCACAUUUAUACGAGAACGUCAUGGAAAUUAUUUUUGUGUUGGUGUAGCCGGUUAUCCCGAAAAACACCCACAAUGUGAAAAUAUCGAGAAAGACCUCCAAUACUUAAAAUUUAAGGUAACACGUGGUGCAGAUUUCAUCAUAACCCAAGCAUCUUACGACUAUCAAAGGUUCCUAACAUUCUCUCAACAGUGCCACUUGAUGGGCAUAAAUGUUCCGAUUAUUCCAGGCGUAUUUAUUAUAAGUUCCCAUAGGACUCUCACGGCCAUGUCAAAAUUUUGUGGAGUUACAAUUCCAAGAAACAUUAUUGAUGCUGUUGAGGCUGUAAAAGGCAAUGAUGACGAUGUAGCGAAGUUCGGUGUACAGCAUGCUACUGAAUUAAUAGGCAAAAUUUUCGAGAAUCAGCAUCUGUUUGCAGGAGUUCAUAUGUUUUCUUUGAAUAAUUUAGAAUUAGUAAAAAGUGUAUUACAGAAAACAAACAUAAAUUCGGAAUGUUUGGUUCCAUUAAAUGCAUAAUCAAAUGA
This is a messenger RNA of Diabrotica virgifera virgifera (western corn rootworm), 1135 nucleotides long. RefSeq names its product methylenetetrahydrofolate reductase. Bases 159 to 1127 code for a protein of 322 amino acids. Gene Ontology annotation, molecular function: methylenetetrahydrofolate reductase [NAD(P)H] activity; FAD binding. The record is from RefSeq and is a predicted model, not a curated record. Lineage: Eukaryota; Metazoa; Arthropoda; Insecta; Coleoptera; Chrysomelidae. The transcript has 3 exons. Gene Ontology annotation, biological process: tetrahydrofolate interconversion. Gene Ontology annotation, cellular component: cytosol.